AUGGCUCUAAACACAGUGUCUUUCAGGCGUGUGGCAUUCCUAAAGCUUCCAGAUCUUCUUUUAAGUAUUGGGAAAAUCAUACUGCUGUCUCAGUUCUCUCAGGACUGUGAGCAAUUGGAGGUGACUAUUAAAAAAGAAAUUCAAGUUCAAAAAGGAAUUGUGAGAAAGAUUCAGGUUGAGAUUAAAGCAAUUUAUAGUGAGCUGGAGGAAAAACGAAAAGAGGGAUUGAAGAAAAAAGAAGAAGACAUGAAGAGAAUAGAAGAGAUUGAGAGACCAGUAGCUGAACUAGAAACAAAAUUUAGAAGAAAUAAAGAUACAUUUAAAGAAAACCAUGAGAAACUGUUGUGUUUGGAUCAGAAGGCACAAGAGCUAGAUAAGGAGCAGAAGGAAACAGAACAACAACUGGAACAAAAAAGUACUACUCUGCAGCAGCAAUUAAAUGAUAUACAGGAAAAAUAUUCAGCUGUUUCAAGUCAAAUUGCUGAAAACUCUCACACUACUGAAGAUAUUAAAAACAAACUUGGUGAAUUAAAUUCAUUAUGGAACAUGAAGGAAAUGCAGAUCGAAAACACAGAAAAAUCUAUAAUUGAUUUGGGGAAAAAAUUAAGUGAUGUGAUGUCUAAGCAGCAAAAUGUUCAGAUGGCAUUUAAUGAUCUCCGAGAUGAGCUAGCAGAAUAUGAAAAAAGAUUAACUCAGGAAGAAAAAACAUAUGGAAAGUUACUACAGACUAGAAGGAAAAACUUGAAAGACUUGGAAGUGACUCUGGAGCAAAUAAUUAAAGUCCAUAGUCUCAACAUCUAUAACUAA
Molecule: messenger RNA, 807 nt
Organism: Tinamus guttatus (white-throated tinamou)
Lineage: Eukaryota; Metazoa; Chordata; Aves; Tinamiformes; Tinamidae
Source: RefSeq, a predicted model, not a curated record